Messenger RNA from Funneliformis mosseae, 145 nucleotides. The record is from the annotation of a GenBank genome assembly. NCBI's taxonomy places the organism in Eukaryota, Fungi, Glomeromycota, Glomeromycetes, Glomerales, Glomeraceae.
GUUAAAUUUGGAACAGCGACUUGUUCUCAGUCAUUUGAAAAUUCCGGAGCCGACUUUUAAAUUUUGCAGAGGACUUCAACAACUGGUAGCACCACGAAUUACCUUAAUUAUCACGGAAAUUCCCGCCAAAAAUUCAUACACCUGA